CAAACAACUUCAGUCUAAGCGCAACUGGCAUGCGCAGUGAACGUGUCGGUUGACAUUCCAUAUUCAAAUACUCUUUUGUUUUCAAAGCGAACACCGUUAAAGACCGAAUAUUGUUUUUAAAAUAUGAACUGAUGUAACAUGAAACUGGUGUAAGUGCAAAUACGUAAUUUUAUGUUUAUACUGAUGGUCCAACGUGAAAUUUCAAGGACAAUGAUUUGAUUUGUGUGUAACCUGUGUAGUAAAUAUCGCAAAAUGGAGGAUGUUUAUACUAUUAAAGUGAAAACAAAACCUGAUACAAGGAAUUUAUAUCCUUCGGAGAGAAGAUAUUCCGCGUCAACAGUGUCUGGAUUGGCGUGGGUUCACAUAGCUCUAGCGGCGACGUCAUUUCUUCUAGCCUGUUUGGCGUUAGUCAAUCCUAACUCAGAUAUAAAGCGAAUAAAUUUAGAUGACACAGAAAAUACAUUAAUAAACAGAAGUGACGUCAUUUUUGACUUAAACAUUGAAGAAUUUGACAGAAACUUAACAGGUUUAUUCAACGAAGUAGAUACAAACAACACGGACGAACAUGUUGCAAGUAAAGAAAAGAGAGACAGCAAUUAUAUACUAGUUUUAGCACCGAGUUUGCUUACUAUCUUCGCUUUAGCGGCGGGUAUAGCUUCAAUAAUGGCUUCGGUUCGAUGGUAUAUCGAUAGAAACAUAACUUGGUUGUUUAUAAUGUCAAUAUUUUCGACGAUAUUCUCGUUAAUUUCCUGCGUUAUGAUUUUUGUCUGGUUUUUUACGAACGAGGUGGACAUUUCUGAGAGUUAUAAGGAGAAAAUACCAUCGAACGAUUACUUUGUAGUGAAACAUAGUGAUGUGAUCGAAAGAAAUGAUUCACAUAUGAUAAUUAAAACUACGCCUUUUGAAAGUGGUGAUAAUUCACACUUAUUUACUAAGAGAGUGUUAAGUAUAAACAUAUUUAUAGCCUCCUUCUUGGAAUUUUUAUGGUCCAUUUUGAGUGUAAAAAUAGCAUACAAGGGCAUGAGAAAUAAUUACAAAGAGGAUGAUAACGAGAGGCGCGGUAACUGCAUUAGUGUCGUAACAACAAUAAAAGGGAAUAACACAAAGAAAUUACCAAGAAAUGGCAAAUUAUUACCGCCAAAACCGGACUUGAUACAGCACUACCCGAGUACGAAGAUAAAGAGGAUAUUUUUAGCGCAAAGCGAUAAUGGUUUUUAUCUUAAAAAUCAAAGCAACAAGGCUAGAAAUACAGAAACUAGCUCAGAAUUAUAUAAAGAGAGGAUGAUGAAUUUUCUAAAUAGAUGCGCGUCGUUGGAAGGCAUGUCGAACCCAGAAAUGCAGACGCCCAGUGUGCAAUCGGAAAAUGUAUUAAACCCGAUCCCAGAGGUAGUGACAGCGGAAAUAAAUAUCCCAGAGAAAAUUGAAGAAAGUCGUGAAAACAGCAGAGUUACGCCCGUAAGCUGGGGCGAUACACCAGAACAUACAAUUUACAAUCAAAACACAAUAAAUUUUGAGAAAAUAUUCAACUUUCACAAUAUCAACAAUCCCCAAGAGAUCGAAAAAGAAGUGGAAAAUAAUGACAAUAAAAAAGUAGAAGCAGAGGUUACUGAAAAUGACGAAGAGAGGUCAUAGGUUAUUAGAUAUAUUUGGAAAUCACAAGUCAAAAACGUUGAAUAGUUUUUAAGCUUCUUCGAUAAACGUUAUCAACUAAUUUUAACUUAAUUUAUGCGUGUAAACACUCACCUUCAGUUGUAGUAUAUGUGAAAUAGUCCUAGUGAAUAUAGCGGUUUUCUUGUAAAAUUUCGAGGUCUUUUCUGUUUUUUUUAUCGUAAAAAUUUUUAUGA
Hyposmocoma kahamanoa is the source of this 1844-nucleotide messenger RNA. RefSeq lists its product as uncharacterized. The record is from RefSeq and is a predicted model, not a curated record. The transcript has 2 exons. The coding region runs from base 253 to 1632 and encodes 459 amino acids. Lineage: Eukaryota; Metazoa; Arthropoda; Insecta; Lepidoptera; Cosmopterigidae.